AUGGACAGCGAGGCAUUCCAGGGCGCCCGGGACCUUCUGGACUUGAACUUCCAAUCGCUGGCCAUGAAGCACAUGGACUUGAAGCAGAUGGAGCUGGACACGGCGGCGGCCAAAGUAGACGAGCUGACCAAACAGCUGGAGUCGCUGUGGUCCGACUCGCCAGCGCUUCCUGGGCCCCAGGCCGGAGCCCCGUCUAGGCUGCCCCGGUACAGCUCCAGCCCGGUCCCCGAGUCCUUGAGCAGCCGCGGAUCCCCCCGGAGGGCGCCCACCGACAGCGCAGACACCUCUUUCGGACGUUCCGAGAGCGCCCCUUCCCUGCUCCCCUACAGUCAGCUGUCCCCGAAGGGUCGGCCGUCGUCGCCCCGCACCCCGCUCUACCUGCAGCCAGACGCCUACAGCAGCCUGGACCGCGCGCCCUCGCCCCGGCAGCGCGCCUUUGAAGGCGCAGGUGGCUCUCUGGGCCGCGCGCCCUCUCCGCGUCCCGGGACGGGCCCGCUGCGCCAGCAGGGUCCCCCCACGCCCUUCGACUUCCUGGGCCGCGCCGGCUCCCCGCGUGGCAGCCCCCUGGCCGACGGGCCCCAGGCCUUCUUCCCCGAGCGCGGGCCCUCGCCGCGCCCCUCUGUCGCCUCCUACGACGCGACGGCGGCCUUCGGGAGCCCCCUGCUGGGCGCCAGCGGCAGCGCCUUCGCACCGCCCCUGCGAGCUCAAGACGACCUGACGCUGCGCCGGCGGCCCCCUAAGGCCUGGAACGAGUCGGACCUGGACGUGGCAUACGAGAAGAAGUCUUCGCAGACCACGAAUUAUGACCGCCUGGAUGUUUUCCAGAGGCCUGCCUCGCCUGGCCUGCAGCUGUUGCCCUGGAGAGAGAGUAGCUUGGAUGGGCUAGGGGCCGCUGGCAAGGACAAUCUCACCAGCGCCACCUUGCCCCGGAAUUACAAAGUGUCCCUUCUGGCCAACGACAGGCGCUCUGAUGUGGGCAGCUUCCGGCGUUCGCUGGGCUCCGCAGGACCAGCAGGCACUUUGCCACGCAACUGGCAGCCUGUCAGCCGCAUCCCCAUGCCCCCUUCCAGCCCCCAGCCCCGCAGUGCACCCCGCCAGCGCCCCAUUCCACUCAGCAUGAUAUUCAAGCUGCAGAAUGCCUUCUGGGAGUAUGGGGCCGGCAGGGCCUCACUCCCUGGCUCCCCCAUGUUUGCCCGGGCGCCUCCACCUAAGCUGCCCCCCCAGCCCCAGCCUCCCCCUCAGUCCCAGCCUCUCCCCCAGCCCCAAAUGCACCCCCAGCCCCAUCCACAACCCCAGCCCCAACCCCAANUCCCCCAACAGACAUGGCCCCCUGUGAGCGAAGGUGAGUCAACAAGAGACCCCAGGGGACUGGAUGAUGGGAGGACACAUGGCAUGAUGCCCUUCUCCAGGGAGUGGUCUCUCCUGACAGCAUGUCCAGAGUACAUUAAGAAAUACCCUUCCACACCAGUCGCUGAACCCCCGCCCUGUCCCCAGGAGAUGCGCUCGCUGCUGCGGAAGGCGGGCUCCCCGCGCAAAGCCCGCCGCGCUCGCCUCAACCCGCUGGUGCUGCUGCUGGACGCGGCGCUGACCGGGGAGCUGGACGUGGUGCAGCAGGCGGUGAAGGAGAUGAACGACCCGAGCCAACCCAACGAGGAGGGCAUCACCGCCCUGCACAACGCCAUCUGCGGCGCCAACUACCCCAUCGUGGACUUCCUCAUCGCCGCGGGCGCCAACGUCAACUCCCCCGACAGCCACGGCUGGACACCGUUGCACUGCGCGGCGUCGUGCAACGACACGGCCAUCUGCACGGCGCUGGUGCAGCACGGCGCGGCCAUCUUUGCCACCACGAUCAGUGAUGGCGCCACCGCUAUCGAGAAGUGCGACCCCUACCGCGAGGGCUACGCAGACUGCGCCACCUAUCUGGCAGAUGUGGAGCAGAGCAUGGGGUCGAUGCACAACGGAGUGGUGUACGCGCUCUGGGACUACAGCGCGGAGUUUGGAGACGAGCUGUCCUUCCGCGAGGGCGAGUCGGUCACGGUGCUGCGGCGGGACGGCCCGGAGGAGACCGACUGGUGGUGGGCCUCGCUGCACGGCCAGGAAGGCUACGUGCCCCGGAACUACUUCGGGCUCUUUCCCAGAGUAAAGCCCCAGAGGAGUAAGGUCUAG
This is a messenger RNA of Orycteropus afer afer, 2166 nucleotides long. Lineage: Eukaryota; Metazoa; Chordata; Mammalia; Tubulidentata; Orycteropodidae. The record is from RefSeq and is a predicted model, not a curated record.